Molecule: messenger RNA, 2220 nt
Organism: Selaginella moellendorffii
Lineage: Eukaryota; Viridiplantae; Streptophyta; Lycopodiopsida; Selaginellales; Selaginellaceae
Product: pentatricopeptide repeat-containing protein At3g26782, mitochondrial
Exons: 1
Coding region: 1-2220 (739 amino acids)
Biological process (GO): RNA modification
Cellular component (GO): intracellular membrane-bounded organelle
Molecular function (GO): zinc ion binding; RNA binding; protein binding
Source: RefSeq, a predicted model, not a curated record
AUGGUGCGACGUGGCGCCACCACAUUGCUCCGUAAGAUUAGGUCUUCGUGCUCGCAGGAAAUUUCCCGAGAGCGUGGAGCUGGAGCUGCUACUCGCGAUCGAUCGAUCGCGGAGGAUUUUUCUCGCGAGCUAAGGAAUGCGCGAUGCCUCGCGGCGGUGGAGGAGCUGCAUUCUCUGAUGAUCGCGCAGGGGCUGGAUGCCGACACCUAUCUCGGGAACAAUCUGGUAAGGGUUUAUGGGAAAUUCGGGGGACUGGAUCAAGCCUGGGCAGCGUUCGAUCGCAUUGCUGCGAAGAAUGUGUUCUCCUGGACGAUCGUAAUCUCGGCAUUUGCCCAGAAUGGGCAUCACAGGGAGGCUCUAGUGCUGUUCCGGCAGAUGGAACGCGAGGGUGUCAAGGCGAACGAGGUGACUCUCGCGGCUGUGCUGGGGAUUUGCGCCAGCAUCAAGGAUUUAGCUGGAGGGAGAUCCAUCCAUGGCCGAGUGAUCGCUGCCAAGAAAGACGUGGUGAUUGGCAAUGCUCUUGUCAACAUGUAUAGCAAGUGUGGAGCUCUCCGCGAGGCAAGAGCUUCCUUCCAAGAGAUGGUGGUCAGAGACGUGGUUUCCUGGACGACGAUGAUCACAGCUCUCUCGGAGCACGGAGAGUGGAACGAGGCAGUGGAGAUCUUCUGGGAAAUGGUCUCGGAAAAUGUGGCUCCAAACGAGAUCAGCUGCUUGGCGGUGUUGGGAGCUUGCUCGAACUUGGGCGAUCGCAGCCAAGUUCGGGUGAUCCACGAGUUUAUUGCCAGUGGUGGCUUGGAGCUCGACAAGAAGCUGGUGGUGGCGAAUACUUUGAUCCACACUUAUGGAAGAUGUGGGAGCCCGAGCGAUGCUAGGCGAGUUUUUGAUUCUCUGCAACGCUCGGCUAGGAAUGCCGUGUCCUGGGCUUCGAUGAUAGCAGCUUACACGAGCAACGAGCAGGCCAAGGCAGGGGUGGAGCUCUACCAGGAGAUGAUCCAGCGGGAAGAGAGCAAGAAAAUGGAUCCCGUCGCCUAUCUCUGCGUCCUGGAAGCUUGCUCCAGCUUGAGCGCUCUCAAAGUCGGGCGUCAGGUCCACAAAGAGAUUGUAGCUGCUGGUUUUGGAGACGAACUUCCACUCGCUGGUGCGAUCGUCAACAUGUACUGCAAAUGUGGGAGCUUGGUCGAGGCAAGGGAAGUCUUCGACGGGAUGAAAGCCAGGAAUAUGAUAGCGUGGAACUCGAUGAUGGGGGGAUACACGCAGCACGGUCAUCCGAAGCGAGCGCUCCAGCUCUUUGAACUUGCGUGCCUUGACGGGGUUCUUCCGGACGAGAUCACCUUUGUGACGAUUCUUACGGCAUGCAGCCAUGCAGGGAUGGUAAAGCCAGGCGUUUGGCACUUCGGUUCCAUCCGGGCAGAUUUUGGGAUGGAGCCGAGUGUGGAUCACUACGUCUGCAUGGUGGAUAUGUUGGGACGAGCAGGCUGGUUAGAUGCGGCUGAAAGAUUGGUAGAGCGCAUGCCAGCGUUCUCAAAUCCAGCCGACGAGUUUGUGCCGUGGAUGGCUUUGCUGGCUUCUUGCAAAGUUCAUACAGACGUGAAGAGGGCAGCAAGAAUUUCUUUCGUUCUGUCAGCGAAGAAGAAGAAGCUCUUGAGCAGCAGCAGCAGCGGCAGUGGCUCCUGGCACCUCAAGAACUCGGCCGCUCCACUGGUGAUGCUCUCGAACAUAUACGCUCAAGCGAAGAAGUGGGAGGAGAUGACAGGAGUGAGGAACGAGAUUACGGAGGAAUGGUCCAAGGGGAUGAUCACGUCGAGGCAAAGGGGUUGUAGCUUCAUCGAAGUGGAAGGCGCGAUUCACGAGUUCGUCGCCGGGAAACUCCACCUCCAUCCAGAGCACAAGGGGAUCGACAGCGAGAUGAAAAGGCUCGAGGAGCUUAUCAAGAGCGCUGGCUACGUCCCCGACACAAGUGUGGUAAUGCACGAUGUUGAGGAGGCUGAGAAGGAAGGCGUCCUCCAUCAACACAGUGAGAGAAUGGCCAUAGCUUUCGGUUUGAUGCGCGGUGGCAGUGACACCAUCGUUCGAGUCGUGAACAACCUCCGGAUUUGCUCCGACUGCCAUGCCGCUGUCAAGCUCAUCUCCAAGACCGUGGGACGGGAGAUCCUCGUUCGAGACACUCGUCGGUUCCAUCACUUUGCAAGUGGCGAGUGCUCCUGUCAAGACUACUGGUAG